CGUAAAAAAGUAGGUAUACGCCGCGGGCGCGUGAGCACUGCUGGCCGAGCUCGAGAGCAGUUCGUACUUACCGAGCAAUAGUUGUACUUAUAUACUAUACCUUCCUAGUGUGUCUUUUCAUAAAACCUUUAUAAAUCAUGUCAAAAGGAUGUGCACACGAGUAAGUUGUUGAUUAUUCACAUUCACUAUACAACCUGGAGAGACUGGAAUCACACGGCUUCUAUACCUGCGUGCACCACUGCUGGAUGCCAUCAUGAGAUAACCGACGAGUUUCGUUAAAAUAGUUAAAACGAUACGCCAGUAGAGGUGUAAAUAAACCAUGAGUUCACCAGUGCCAGAAGAUAUUACUGACAAUGCAGCUGUCACUCGACCUGGCAGUCAGACACAAGAAUGGGUUAAAUUUGAAGAAGAACCUGCUGGACCAGCAGCUGCAUCAACUCCAAAAAAGCCGGACCAUGCAGAUAUGCCAUCGAAAACAAGUGUUCCAGCACUUAUAAAGCCAGAAUCGGUGACUGUUGAUGUUAGUAAAAUCAGUAAAUCUUUGGAUGCAGCAGAUAUGGAGCAAAAGCAAAGAGAAAGCUACAGUGGAGCUGUGUUGGCAACUAAUUCCGUUCAAAUUAAUGUAGACAGAUCAGGGCUGAGUAGAUCAAUGACAAGUGAAAGUCCAGAAUCUAACCUACCAAGUUCUGGUGCAGGUGUUUAUAAUCCAAAAAGUGCCUCGCUGAAAACUAUAGACUUGAGAGAUGCCUCUAAUGGUAGAAACGUUAUAAGCACGCCCAUCGGCAAUAUUAGACAAGGUUUUGCAAAUGGUGAUACCAUUGUGACUCUUUUACCAGUUAACACUAAGUGGCCUUGGAUAACUCCAGCUAGGUUUCGUCCAGAACUAGUACCUGAAGAGCUCAUGGCACAAGGACUUACAUUAACAGUUGAAGAUUACGUAUACAUAAUGGAGCUUCUUGUAAACGAUGUUCGAUUCAACAUGUACAAUAUUUGCUACAAAAGGAUUCUUGUAGUAUGGAUAUUUACUGCAUUUGUAGUCUUACUUGGAUUAUUGUUCUCUGGAGUGACUGGACUCACAUUAUUUGGUUUAGGAGUCAUGUGGCUACUUCUAAAUGCUGCUGCCAUAUUUUUGUGUAUGUUCAUUAAAAUCAAGUUGAAUCACAAUUUAGAAAGGUGUAUGGCACAAGUUAAUAAGCACUUACUAAGACACAAAAUUUUACUGGGCCUUGAUGACAGAGGAAAGAUAUCCUGCCACAAAGUCAAUUUGUGCUUUAUUUAUUUUGACACAACUGACUGCAUUAAAAAGCUACAGGAGGUAAUCGAUCGAGAAGAGCGGGAGGGUCGGGUGUUAGGGAACGACGAGGGCAUGCGGACGCGCCGCCAACAAGAGCUUCAGCAGCGCAUGGACAUCGAUGAUAGUGACAUAGUCAUUCAAGGCGCAACGACGACGCGCGUCUCCCGCAAACAGGAGCGAGCCGAGCUGUUACUCCUGAGGUACGCGUCGCGCUGGUCGCACCAUUACGUGCGCCGUAGGCUCGACUUGGCCGUAGACUCGCAGGAGCGCAAUCGGAUCAGCACAUUGAACGCCCAGCCGCCACGGCACUGCAUCUCGGCCCGAUGUCCCUGCCAAUUCAUCGAAGAACAUCUCAAAUUCAAGCCCAAAGGAUACCCCCCUGGUUUUACAUGGUGUGCUUACUUUUCUGAUCCAGGAUUGAGAUUUGACUUGUAUGAGAGUUAUCUGCGACCUUAAUUUUUUUUUAUAGAAACGGCCUGAACUAAAGGUUUCCUAGAUGAUGUAAACAUUUUUAAAUGUCGAAAUAAAGAGCUGACA
This is a messenger RNA of Copidosoma floridanum, 1831 nucleotides long. RefSeq lists its product as uncharacterized. The record is from RefSeq and is a predicted model, not a curated record. Lineage: Eukaryota; Metazoa; Arthropoda; Insecta; Hymenoptera; Encyrtidae.